Molecule: messenger RNA, 1718 nt
Organism: Pelodiscus sinensis (Chinese soft-shelled turtle)
Lineage: Eukaryota; Metazoa; Chordata; Testudines; Trionychidae
Source: RefSeq, a predicted model, not a curated record
CGGGAUGCACGUCGGCACCUUCAUCUCCACCGAGACCACACCGCUCGGCACCGUCCCAAAGCCGAAGCCGGUACCGAUCCCCGGUGCGGAGCCACACCUCUUCGGCACCGCUGUCCCCGGGUUCCGCUAUGCACUCAGCGAGAUCGCACCAUUCCUCGGCCGCUUCUCGUUCAGCUAGAGACAUCAGCACCGAACCCAGAAGCAGGUUCUCGUCGCAACAUUCUAGCCCGGCUCACAGACCUCCAUCCUGGCAAAUGCCUGCGGUUCAAUAUGCAUACCCUCCCCCUCCGCAUCCAUGGUAUCAACACCAGUAUGCCUACCCACCCCCGCGAUAUGCCACCCAAUGGCAACCGUGGGAUUCACAUCCAAAGAGGACUCACCAUCGACCCUCUCCUACCACUUCCAGGCCACCUCCUGCCUCACCUCCUGCCACCACAUCGGCCACAGAGCCGAAUUCUCCAGCUCCUUCAGGCGGCCAUGACUCCCUCUCUGACGGCGAGACCAGAUCUCCGCUACACAAUUCCUCCUCCUCCCCAGACGAAGCGGUCACCACCGAUGUCCCACCGUCGAGAUACGAUACAAAAAAGUUUCAAGAGUUGUUUAAAAGAGUUGCCGUAGCGCAGGAAAAAGAUCUUCAAGAGGUGCAGGUCAAACAAUAUCGACUCCUUCGCACGCUUCAACCUCCAACUGCUUCCAGAAUUGCCAUCCCUAUGGAUGAGGCCAUUAUGGACCCAGCUGACAAUAUUUGGCAGACCCCAGCGUCUGUCACUCCAACAAAGAAGAGAGCAGACCGCAAAUACUUCAUCGCUCCAAAGGAUAUGGACUUUCUUUUCACCCACCCACCCCCUAACUCCCUAAUAGUGGAUUCUGUACGUCACAAGGGUAAACAACGUAACCUAAGAACAACCCCACAGGACAGAGACCACAAAAAGAUUGACAUUAUGGGCCGAAAGGUUUAUUCUUCGUCCACAUUGCUCCUUAGGGCAGCCAAUUACACUGAUAUGCUCGCAGACUAUGAUAAUGCCAAUUACUCAAAGCUCCAGGACCUCCUCCUACACCUCCCGGAGCAUAAACGGCCAACCCUGCUUAGUAUUAUGCAGGAAGGCCUCACCAUUUCCCGCACAGCUUUGCAGUCCGCUAUGGACGUGGCAGACACCGCGGCUCGAAUCACGGCCUCGGCGAUAGUGCUCCGCCAAAUGUCAUGGCUACAAGCCUCCGGCGUACCUAGGGACCUCCAACAAAAGGUCGAGGAUUUACCCUUCGAUCGGACCAACCUAUUUGCAACCAAGACCGAUGAGGUGUUGCAUUCUAUGAAGGACUCCCGUACAACCCUUAGGACCCUAGGAAUGUAUACUCCUCCAUUUAGAAGGACCAGAUACCAGCCUUACCAACGACCGAGAGAACCGUUCCGCCAACAACCCAAAUAUGAUUUCCGUAUACAGAGAUCCCAGCGUCGUAGACCUCAACGCCAACAACAACAACAUGCCACACCUCAUCCCCCAGCCGGCAAGCAGCAGGUUUGAAGGCCUGGUCGAGAGCCAGGAAGCCAAUCCGCCGACCCUCCCAACUGCUACCCUUCAGUUCCACCACCCCCUCCGAGCGUUUUUCCACCAAUGGUCCCUCAUUACCUCGGACAAGUGGGUUUUGAACCUAGUCCAAUCGGGCUACGUCAUCCCCUUUACCUCUACCCCGCCCAACCACCCUCCUACCCCAUCCCU